Molecule: messenger RNA, 1365 nt
Organism: Helianthus annuus (common sunflower)
Lineage: Eukaryota; Viridiplantae; Streptophyta; Magnoliopsida; Asterales; Asteraceae
Product: proteoglycan 4-like
Exons: 1
Coding region: 1-1365 (454 amino acids)
Source: RefSeq, a predicted model, not a curated record
AUGCUGAUCGAUCAUGCAUAUCCCGAGAUUGAACGUGAUUUGAAGAAUGAUCUAUUAGUUCAGUCACACAUGAGCAAUGAUUCUCUGAAGCAGCUUGCGAGAUAUCACCCAAACCAUCCAGAACCAAAGACAGGUGCUGAAUUCUUUGGAUAUAUCAAAGAUGUGAACUACGUUGAUCCUGAUCCAGUUGAUCACCAAAACUGGAGGAAUGAGGAAGAAAUGAAGGAAGCAGCUUACGUUGAUGAGCUAAAAACUCUUGAAGAGUUCAAACCCACCCGGAAUGAUUGGUUUGUCAAAGAAACGAGGAGGAGAGGCAGAAAGACCACCCCUAAAGUACAAGAGGGUGAGGGGUCAUCAUCGAAACCGAAGAAGAAACAAAAGAAAGCUGUAAAGACGUUAUUGAUUGAUGAGCCUGAGGAAGAUGAGCCAGUUGUAAAUGCGGAAGAAGAUCCGUAUGAUGUCGAUGAUCAAUUGAUGUUUAAUGUUGAUGUUUUAGAGACUGAGCAAGCAGUUAAUGUUGAAGCUGAAAAAGAGAAGGUUAUUGAUGACGUUGAAGGUGAUGAUGUUAAUAAAAGCACUACAAGUUCUUCGAGUUCUUCAGAUGAGGAAAUAGAUGAGAAUGAACGUCUAAGAAGAAUUCAAGAAGCUACAGAGAAAGAAAAGCAGUUAAGGAAAAGGAAGAGACAGGAGAAAGAUGAUGAUGCUUACGUUCCAUCUCUAGAGCAUGUUUCUGAAUCGCAAUCACCUUCAAGUGGUAAAAAGAAAGCCAAGGCAAGAAAGAAGGUUGUGUCUCCAAAGAUACGGAAAGUUACUCCAAAGAUUUCCAAGCCGAAGAUCGUCUUGAAGAAGAAACCUUCCAAAGAAUCCAGGAAACCACCAACCCCACCACCUGAGCCAACACCACAAUCACCAAUACAAUCACCUCCACGACAACAAACACCUCCACAACAACCUUCACCACCAAAACAACCAACACCACCCAGACAACCAUCACCAUUACACCUUUCACCACUACAUCUUUCACCACAACAACAACAAACCUUACUCACAUCGCAAGAAAUCUUUAAAACACCACCAGUCACUCAAAUUCAACUAACUCCUGGUUCUUCUGGCCACAAAGGUCUUCAUAUUCCUCCGGAUAAUCUUGAAGAUAUUGGAGAUUUUGGCAUUGCAAACGAUGAACAAGUUAAAAAGUUGGAAAAGAAGAUGGAUGACGUGUUGAAUGAUAACAAAAGAGUCACAGCUGAAAGCAAGAUAGUUGUUGAUCGUGAAAAGAUUUUAGAAAUGCGUGUGAAGCAAUUAGAGUCUGACAACAAAGCCUUGUUAAAGAAGAUGAUACAGAUCAGCCUGAGAUUGAUAUUCUGA